Molecule: messenger RNA, 459 nt
Organism: Ostreococcus lucimarinus CCE9901
Lineage: Eukaryota; Viridiplantae; Chlorophyta; Mamiellophyceae; Mamiellales; Bathycoccaceae
Exons: 1
Biological process (GO): protein deubiquitination
Molecular function (GO): deubiquitinase activity
Source: RefSeq, a predicted model, not a curated record
ACCGUGCGCGUGCACGUGUACGAUCUAAACGCGAAUUACAACGACCUCGCGUAUCCAAUCGGACUCGGGAUCCAUCACUCGGCGGUGGAAAUCUACGACCGGGAGUACGCGUUCGGGUACCACGACGACGCGAACGUCACCGGCGUGUUCGACAUCGCGCCCAAGAGCGCGCCGCACCCGGCGAAGUAUCGGGAGACGAUCGAGAUCGGGACGAGCCUGCUGACGGAGGAUCAGUUCGCGGACGCGUUGGAGGCGCUGCGGCGCGACUUUCCGGGACCGAGCUACGAUUUGUUGAAACGGAAUUGCAAUACGUUUACGGAAACGAUGGUCAAAGUUUUGACGGGGAAGAGCGUUCCGGGAUACGUGAAUCGAUUGGCGAAUUUAGGGGCGGUGGCGCACGAUUUCGCGCCGUGUCUGUUACCGACGAGCAUCGUCGGCGAUUUGCAGACGCUUCCGGCG